This is a messenger RNA of Phalacrocorax carbo (great cormorant), 5332 nucleotides long. Lineage: Eukaryota; Metazoa; Chordata; Aves; Suliformes; Phalacrocoracidae. The record is from RefSeq and is a predicted model, not a curated record.
GUUUCUGACGGAGGAGGCGGUUUCCAGCCCCGGCGGUGCGCGGGGAGGCGGGGGCGCGCAGCCGGCAGCAGCCCCCGCUCGUCGGCCGGUGGGGGAAAAAAAAGGAAAGAAAGCAGAAGGGACGCUCGGGGGAGCCCGGGCAGCCUUGGCGGUGCCGCGGCGGCAGCGCGGGGCGUCCCCGGACGGAGCCGCCUCCGCACGGAUGAAGAUGGUUGGUGCCCUGCUGGUUACGUUCUGGCUGUGCAUGGUCACCCUCGGCAGCAGCUCGGAACGCUGUGAUGACUGGGGUGUGGACACCAUGAAGCAGAUCCAGAUUUAUGAGGGGGAACCUGCCAAGAUCAAAUGCCCACUUUUUGAGACCUUCUUGAAGUACAACUACAGCACAGCCCAUUCUGCUGGCUUAACCCUGAUCUGGUACAGGAUUGGGCAAGACCGGGAUCUGGAGGAGCCCAUUAAUUUUCGUCUCCCAGACAAUCACAUCAGUAAGGAGAAAGACACCCUUUGGUUCUGGCCUGCUUUUCAAAAUGACACUGGGAAUUAUACAUGCAUGCUCAGAAAUACAACCUACUGCAGCAAAGUUGCCUUUCCCUUGGAGGUUCUUCCGAAAGAUGAACACUCUUGUGUGAGCCAUUCAAUAAAACCCACUGAGGAGAUGUUCUACUUGGAGCACACCAAUGAGAAGAUCAUAUGUCCAGAUAUUGAUGGGUUUUACCCUGCUAGCGUAACACCAACUGUCAAGUGGUACUUGAACUGCAAGUUGGUGAAUGGCUUUUAUGAGCGAUACCCCCAAGGGCCCAAGCUUGUCAUCGGCUUUGUCCGCAGUGUAUAUAAAGGGAAUUACACUUGUAUUGUGACAUUCAAGGACCAUGGAAGAACCUAUAAUCUCACCAGAACCAUAAUGAUGAAGGUGGUGGGAUCUCCAAACAAGGCCUUGCCACCACAAUUCACCUCUCCAAAUGAGAAAGUUGUCUACGAACUGGAAGCAGGAGAUGAUCUUGUUCUGCCCUGUGAGGUUUUCUUCACCUUCCUGAAGGGCUCCCGGACUGAGGUGUGGUGGACCAUAGAUGGGAAAAACACAGAUGAUAUUGUGGACCCCAAGAUAAAAGUCACACAAAGUGAAAUUACUAGAGAUUUUGAAGACAAAACUGUCAUAAGGACUCUAACAGUUGCAAAAGCCACAACAGAGGACUUGAAACGGAAUUAUACUUGCUAUGCCAGAAAUGCCAAAGGCGAGGACCAUAGCCAGGCCGUAGUGCGCAUGAAAGUUGUAGCACCGAAGUACACUGUGGAGCUGGCCUGUGGACUCGGGGCAACCAUCCUUCUCGUUGUGGUGCUGAUAGUCAUUUAUCACGUUUAUUGGCUUGAAAUGGUCCUCUUCUAUCGAGCUCAUUUUGGAACAGAUGAAACCAUUCUAGAUGGGAAGGAAUACGAUGUGUACGUGUCCUACGCACGCAAUGCAGAGGAGGAAGAAUUUGUGCUGCUGACGCUGCGAGGAGUUUUGGAGAACGAGUUUGGGUACAAGCUGUGUAUCUUUGACAGAGACAGCCUCCCUGGGGGAAUUGUCACAGACGAAACCCUGAGCUUCAUCCAGAAAAGCCGACGUCUGCUUGUUGUCCUGAGCCCUAACUACGUCUUGCAGGGGACACAGGCCCUGCUGGAGCUCAAGGCUGGUCUAGAGCAUAUGGCCUCCAAGGGUAACAUCAAAGUCAUUCUAGUGCAGUACAAAGCCAUCAAGAAGAGCAAAGUGAAGGAGCUGAAGCAGGCCAAGGCGGCCUUGACUGUCAUUAAAUGGAAAGGCGAGAAAUCCAAGUUCCCAAAGGGCAGGUUCUGGAAGCAGCUGCAGGUGGAAAUGCCAGUGAAAAAAAUUAGCAGGAGCUUGAGCCUCGAUGGGCUCAUACGUAUCCCUGAGAAAUGUUUAACACCAUCAUCAGAAAACAACAAAACAAACCCCCAAAAUCCACAAGUUAGGCCAGGGGAUGGGAAGGAACUCAAGGUUCUUGCCAUGAAGGACUGUGUCCCAAACAUUUCAGAGGAUAGUCAUGCCUCCCUGCAGCUUUUCUACUGCCCUGGCAGUAGAGAGACCAAAGAUGCGUACACCUCCUCUCUGCAAAUGCACAUCCUUGUCAUCAACCACACAAGCCCUGGGCCCAAGGUCUAAAUUGGCUAUCCAGGUGGGAUGCAGCCAGCACUUUGUGACAGCAUGGUAUUUGUAUAGGCCAGUACCCCUAGAUCCAGUUCCUAUGGGACCUUUGUUAGUCAGGAUGGAGCUCCUUUCCUCUCCUAAGUGGCUUCACUCUUUCCUGGUCAUUGGUCCCUGUGGCAGAGGCUGGGGAACAGUUUGAAAGGUGGCUUCAGUAUAGAGCCUUUCAUACCUGUGCCAGUUAUGUAGUCCUGAUCACUGUGAGAUCACAGAUUUCUGCUUCAAUGGGGGAAGCGUAGACUCUUGAGGCUCCUCAUCUUUGCUCCCCACGUUUCUGUAGGAGCAGAUGCAUUCACAUAGGUGAUAUUUGUAUUGUAGCAUUUCUACUAAUAAGUGAUUAGUCUCUGGGACUCUGCAGCCUCCUGAGCACCCCAGAUCCUUCAGGCCUGUAAUGCUUAUAAUCUAGGGGAAAUCUCUCAUUAGUACAGGCAAUGGAGCAUGUCUGGGAGAUGCCUCUUUGUAGAGUAAACUCAGGGACUUCACAAGCACUGCAAUGAACCCUAAUUUACUACUGAACCCGCCUACUGCCUCUGUGCUGCUGGCUGGGGGAAAGCAUCAUGCAAGGUGCUGCCAAGGCCUCUGGGAUGGCACUGGAUAUAUAUGUCCAACUCCCCAGGAGACCCUACAAACUUACCUGAACAUACUAAAAACUGCUAGCUCUGUCCAGCUGGAUAAGACUAUGAGGAAAGUCUGAGAGAGUUGGGGUUGUUCAGCCUGGAGAAGAGGCGGCUUUGGGGACACCAUAUUGUGGCCUUUCAGUACUUAAAGAGAGCUUAUAAGAAAGAUGGGGACAGACUUUUUAAUAAUUCCUGUUGCAAUAGGACAAGGGGUAAUGGUUUUAAACUAAAAAAGGAUAGAUUCAGACUAGAUUUAAAGAAAUUUUUUACAAUGAGGGUGGUGAAACACUGGAACAGGUUGCCCAGAGGGGUGGCAGAUGCCCCAUCCCUGGAAAUAUUAAAGAUCAGGUUGGACGGGGCUCUGAGCAACCUGAUCUAGUUGAAGAUGUCCCUGCUCACUGCAGGGGCAUUGGACUAGAUGAGCUUUAAAGGUCCCUUCCAACCCAAACUAUUCUGUGAACACUCAGUGUUCUCUGUCUGGGUAUGAACAACAUCACCAUUCAUAAUCCAGGGCUCAGGUUUAAACUAACCUUGGCUUUACAAAGUAAGUCUCCACCUAUCUUGUUUCUAGCCCAGUGUAAUAAGCUGCAGAACAGAGGACGUAUCUCAGCUUCUGCGACCUUUGCACAUAUAAAUAUAAAAAAACCACUGAGUACCAGUCCUUGCUUCGAUGGGAGACAGCAGGCAUAGGAGAGGACCUGGUGAGUUAACCCUCAGCAGACAGGUUUUUCAGACCAAGGAGGGGAGUGUCCCUUCCCUUGUAGGGCAGACUAAAGCACAGUGGGACCCUGGCAUUGACUGGUACUGUUCAAAAUGUUUUCACAUAAAACUACAAGCUCUGGGGGUGUGUCCAUACUCCUGUAGCUCCCAAUGCAAGGGCUGGCCCACUUAAUUGUUGAAUUCAGUAUUACACACACUCUACAAGCUCUGGGGGUGUGUCCAUACUCCUGUAGCUCCCAAUGCAAGGGCCGGCCCACUUAAUUGUUGAAUUCAGUAUUACACACACUAAGUGCAUGCUUAUUUUUUGUUGAUAAUGGUUGCUCCUGAGUCACCCCUGACUCAUGUUUUUGCUCUGUUGGUGUCCAGCGGAUGAAGCAUAGCCAUUCAUAAUGGCCUUUAAAAAGUGUUACAAUUUGGAGUCUAUGCACUAUUUACCCAGCUGAGCAGGGAGGUUUGAAAGCAUCCAGUAAGCAGCCCAGCAUUAAAGGUAUGGGGCUGAAUCCUGGUGUCAGCAAAGCCCCUUGCUCUUGGUAUCUUAUGAUUAAUAAUGUUAUUCCAGGGCAGUGGGGAGCCACAGCUACCCAUGCCUUUGGGCAGGUACUGUACAAACAUGGAACAAAUAGACCUUCUUACAUUCCUCUUCAUCCCCCCCCUCCUGCCCCAAGUAAGCUUUGCUUUAAGCAGGUAAAAUUGCAGCUAGCUUCGCUGAAGGCAGUGGAGCUCCUCAUCUGCUCAGAGGUGCUUAAAAGCUUUGUUGUUAUGAGCUUUUCAACUGUGGCUGUCUGUGGAGGGGCAGAGCUGCUUCCCACGCUCCAGAGGCUUCAUUUGUACAAGAUAGCAUCCAAAACCAUGCUCAGCUUUGUGAAGCCAUUGCAGCCAUGUCAUUUUGCCUAGCUUCACCUUUUUGUUUAUGUUUUCAACAUUCCUGUAAUCAGCUGCCAGAUCUGCAGGCAGAGGAGAGACCCUGAGGCCAGAGAAGAACUGUGUUAGAUUCCAAUUUAAUUUUUUAAAAAUUGACUCAAAAAUACACAUAAAUUCAAUUAACAUCCCAGGUCUCACCAUAUCACAUCUCGCUUUUGGCUGAGGUACCAAGAGAACUUCUGCUGAUGUUUCAGUUAGUCUGAUUAUUUAGGAAGUUAAAUCCACCUCAUUUAUUUUGCUGAUUUUAUUCAAAGCAUUUGCCAAAUAAAUAAUGGACCAGGACUUUCUCUGGCAUACAUUGCAGUGGCCCGUGGUCCCAUUGCAACCCCAGAACAGGAUUACUGAAAGACAUCAGCAGAGCACCCAGAAGACAAAAGGUGUGAUGGUCUGAAGGGGGCCCGAGAGGUCCAGAGGAAUAGUGCUGGAGCAGGCUUUGCUCCCCUGGGAGCUUUACCACUGGCCUUGCUGGGAGCUAUCUGGCCAGGGGUAAAUCCCGGUCCCAGCUGUAAUGCAGAUCUGCAAAGCACCUCAAAUACGCCUGCCAUUUCAUCCUAUGCCACAUGUGGUUUUCAUUAUGGGAUUCUGUCAUAGCAUCUGUCUAGUUCUGUUGAUUCAUUUAAGCUUCUGUGCUCUAACCUAACAUUUAUCAAUAUGCAGAUCAUAUAAAGUUCCUCAUUGUUAUUUCAUGGGGAAACAGUGUGGUACAAAUCAGAAAAAGUAUCUCCCCUGCCCCGUGCCAUUUGAUGCUGUACAGUUGUUCCAGAGUUUUCCCCUCUCCUUUCUGUAUGUUUUUGCCUUUGUGAUAUUUUGUCUAUGAAGUGUCAGUAUUAUUUUAUUUUGCUUUUCAAUAAAACAUUUUCACUUUUGCAUUUCA